Molecule: messenger RNA, 2613 nt
Organism: Rhinichthys klamathensis goyatoka
Lineage: Eukaryota; Metazoa; Chordata; Actinopteri; Cypriniformes; Leuciscidae
Gene: e2f7
Product: E2F transcription factor 7
Exons: 13
Coding region: 299-2551 (750 amino acids)
Biological process (GO): regulation of transcription by RNA polymerase II
Cellular component (GO): RNA polymerase II transcription regulator complex
Molecular function (GO): DNA-binding transcription factor activity, RNA polymerase II-specific; RNA polymerase II cis-regulatory region sequence-specific DNA binding
Source: RefSeq, a predicted model, not a curated record
CAGUGGUCGCUCUGAGGAAUUUCCUCCUCGUUCAGCCAAUCACCGUAGUUAUUUUUACACGCCGCUUUCGUGAUUGGCUGAGAGAAGGUGUAGCUCUUCAGAGCGCCAGAAAACAAGCUUUAGCGGGGGAUUCAUAGUCGCCUGACCAGCAGAACGACUGAAUAAGAAGAUUACUUGCUCAGAUCUUCUGAUUUAGAGAGAAAAUUAUGUUCAGAUAAGGAGGAACAAGAAGGAUCAUCUUUGCGAAGGAUUUAUUUACGUUUUUAGGAUUUUUUUUAUCCCAAGAACGGAGUUUAAGAUGGAGAUGAAGUGUUUAACUUUAAAGGAUUUGCGUAGUGUGAGGACACUAGUGAAUAAGACAAGCUCAGAUGAUCCUGUCAGCUUGAAUGACCAUAAAGAGAACAUCUGCACGGACAGAAGGAAAACGACCCCGCUGAAGUGUGAGUCUGUGACGGCAGCUGUGAGUGGACAUAGAAGAGUUUCCAGCCCAGAUAUCAUCCAUAUAACCCCUAUUAAACACACUGAGAGGGCCCACCCGGACCCGUGGACCCCGACAGCCAACCUGAAAAUGCUGAUCAGUGCCGCCAGCCCAGAUAUCCGCGACAGAGAGAUGAAGAAAACCCUCUUUAGACCCAUUGAAAAUGAAGAGAAAGCUGUAGAGGAGGAGGAGGAUGAGGAAGAACUCGAUGACUCGUGUCAGUAUGAAGCUUUAGACGAUUCUGAGAGGAGACCCAGUCGCAAACAGAAGAGUUUGGGUCUUUUGUGUCAGAAAUUUCUGGCCUUGUACCCAGAUUACCCUGAAACCUCAGCGAGCAUCAACAUCUCUCUGGAUGAGGUGGCCUAUCGCUUGGGUGUUGAGAGGCGACGUAUCUACGACAUCGUGAAUGUGCUGGAGUCUCUGAUGCUGGUGAGCCGAAUGGCUAAGAACAUGUACGUGUGGCACGGGCGCCCGAGGCUACCACAGACCCUGCAGGAACUCCAUCGGGCGGGACGAGAGCAGGGCUACCAUCUGCAGAUGGACCCGAGAGAAGGAAGCAGCCCGUAUGGCGCCCAUCACAUGCAAAACACACACGCGGCUUCCAGCAGACGGAAGGAUAAAUCGCUUCGCAUCAUGAGCCAGAAGUUUGUCAUGCUGUUCCUGGUGUCCAAAACACAGACCGUUACACUCGAUACAGCUGCUAAGAUCUUGAUCGAGGAGGGUCAGGAUGAGUCCAGCCACAGCAAGUAUAAAACUAAGGUACGACGCUUGUAUGAUAUCGCUAAUGUCCUGACCAGCCUGAAUCUGAUCAAGAAACUUCACGUGAGAGAAGAAAAGAGCCGUAAACCCGUCUUCAAAUGGAUCGGACCUGCCGAUUUUCACAGCAGUGAUUCAGAUGAUUUGAGGGUCUCAGAAGCUCAGAUCAGUGCCUCCGUCACGGGCACCGGGGAACGACGGGAGAAAAUGACACGUCACUCCUCCUUUCAGGUCAUCCCAGCCCCUCCUGUCAAUCAAAGACGGAUAAGCUCCGCCCCCAGCACACCUCAGAGACAUUCUACAGACGAGCCGGUGGAUUACUCCAGGAAGAGUGUGAACAGCACUGCAGUGUGUCAACUGCAGUUUGGAGACAGUGUUCAGGCCAGUGGAAGCGCUGUAGGACCAGCAGUGCCUCUUCAGGCGGACGUCCCGUUUGCGUCACUGCCCUUUUCAGCCCAGUUCGCGCCUCACCAGUUAGCGUACCUGUCCGGUCUGCCGCAAACACCCGUGUUCAUGGUGUACAGCGGACACGUCCCCGAGGGCAUCAACCAGAGGUCGCCCGUCUCAGGCCACAGGGAGGGACAUCCAAAGAAGAGAGAGAGACAGGAGGAAGAGGAGGAUGAUCAGGCAGCUAAACGAAGCAAACGCUCUGUGUCCAUAGAAAGUGAAACGGGCGAGACUGAGAGUUCGCGCUCUAGUGCCAGAAGGUCUCCGAUCUGCUCUCGGGAAGGUUCCCCGUGGGACGAGGCCUCGUUUGGGCCAAUGAAUGAGGAAGAUGCCGGAACAUCCAGUCCCAAAGAUGCCCUCAUGUCCUCUCAUUACCUCUAUGUCCCAAACACAGCAGGUCUGAACGGUUUGAACUUCCUCAUGCCAGCAGGACAUACACAAGGAGGUGUGCCAGCUGUAGCUAUGCCAUAUUUUUUGGUGCCUUCACCGCUCAUAACAGGUGCGAUGCCCGCUUCCAGUGCUGAGGGGGUUGCCAGCAGUGGUUUGAGUUUCAGCAUGCCCACCAUGUUGUCACCAGCCCAGUUUGUGAUGGCAGGAGGGGCAUUUAAUGUGGCUGAAAAGCUGAACACCCCUGAGCAUCAUGGGCACCGAAUACCAGUGGCCACAUUCUCACCGCAGGGACCACGAGUACAAGAGAGCCCUCAGCCAGCACAAACACAGACUCCUGUGACACCAAAGGAAGCAGCGCUGGGGUCCAAAUCUUUCUUUGAGACACCUGGAGCUUUUGGGUCUCUCACCGGCCAACCAGCGGCACGCAAACGAGGCUCCGCCCAGAGGAGGCUGGACAUCGGACACACCGCAGCCAAUUAAACUAGCCGCUGCAUUUGUGUCAUUGGUUUUCAGGCUUCUGUGGUGCUACAGUGCCAAAGACA